This is a messenger RNA of Closterium sp. Naga37s-1, 2214 nucleotides long. Lineage: Eukaryota; Viridiplantae; Streptophyta; Zygnematophyceae; Desmidiales; Closteriaceae. The record is from the annotation of a GenBank genome assembly.
AUGCAGAACAUAGUAGUAGAACCGAACGAGCUGUUGCAGCACCAGCACCGGCAGCAUUUUCAGUCGCGGCAGCGCGGCGAAUGCUGUAAGGCCGAGCUUAACGGAGCAAACUCCGGCGCGGUUCCACAUCGCGCCAAUGGUCGCCCGCUCUCCCUGCCACGUGUCUUCUCCGGGCGGCUCGAGCACCUCAGCAUACCGUCGUCCCCGAGUGCCACAUCAGCCAGUGGACGGAGCCCCGCCCUGCGGGCCGGGAGGGUGCAAGGGGGGGACGGCGCACCUCGUGCGGAUGGGGGCAGCGCGGACGAGGGGGAGUGGGCGGACGAGCACGUGGGUUGCGCGGGCGGGUCGAGGCUAUGUGGCGCGCACGACCGAAGCGGGGACGGGGGGAAGAGGCGCGGGGAGGAGGAAGCGUGUCGAGUCACUCAGGGAAUUACGGAGAACAUCAGUGGACGAGGAGACAGCAAUGACGGUCCGGGAAAGAAAGCAAAUCAGCCCAAGGAUAGCGAUGAUAGCGUUGACGAACAUGACGUAGCUCGCGUUGACCGGGUCAACGGUGGUGCUUUAUCCGGCUCUGCCGAUGGUCCCGGUGCUAGUGGUGCUAAUGGCGCGAUUAUUGGAAAUGGGUGUAGCAGCGGGAGCUGCUGUAGCAGCGACGUUGAUACGCGCACGGGCAUGGCCGGCGGCAAGGCGAUGGCGAUGAAUAGAGUGUUCGUCAACAGACUAGGUCAUCUAGCCAUCCCCUCGCCGCGCUUUCCCCCGGAUACUCCCGACUCCGCCUCCCAUCCCGCCCAGCGCGACACUCCCGAGACCGCUUCCCCCCGUACCACCGCUUCCGCCUCUCCUUGCGUUUCCACCGCCGACGCCGUCGCCUCCGCGGUCGGCAAGGCGACCGCCGCCACAAGCACCGCCGCCGCCGCCGCCGGAGCAGCAGCGUCCCCGUCGCUGCCGCCUCUCGUCUCCGCCUCUUCCACCCCCUCCUCGUCCCUUGCGCCCACUCCCUCCGCUCCGGCCCCGCCUCUUCCCGUUCCGCACUCGCCCUCCGCACUUGCAUCCACAAAUAACACCUGUCCGAAUGCAACCUCCCUCCAACCCAACCCUUCAGAAACCGAUCCUGGCCAGUCUCUAUCCCAGCUAUCCGCCCCGUCUCCCCGCAGCAACCCCGCAAGCAACAGCGGCGGCGGCGGCGGCGGCGGCGGCGGAAGCGGCGGAAGCGGCAGCGGCAAGGGCGCAUGCACGUGGGCGGAUCUAUCCCCGCUGCUGGCGAGUCCGCACCCGCUGAUGCAGCAGCUGGCGGAAUCCAGCCCCGGUAGCGGCGGAAGGGGGAGGGAGCGCAGCCAGGAGCGGCUGCUGGUGGCCAUGUCGUCGCUGGCGCGGCUGAAAGAGGUGCUGGAAGGGGAGAGAGCGCAGCAGCUGCACGCCCUGCGGGAACGGCAGAGGGAGCAGCGGGAGCAGAGGCAGCUGUUGCUCAAUGCGGCGCUGAGCAUGCAAGGAGCGCUAGGGGAGUCCCGGUCUGUCUCGGUUGAUGGGGGUGGGGAGGGGCGCAGGGAGAGAGGUAAGGGGGAGAAAUGGGGGCUGCAAGGGCGGGAGGGGUUUCCACGUGCGGAGAGUGAAGGGUCUAGGGUUGGAGGAGGGAGGAGUCGGUUGUGUGAGGGGCGGAAGGUGUGUGAGGGGCGGAAGGUGUGUGAGGAGGACGGGGGGAAGGGAGCGGGAACGGGACCACGCUGGGAGAUAGAGGAGUGCGGAGCGGUGGAGGGGGGUGAGAAGGGAGAAGGCAGUGGGAGAAUGGAGGGGCAGGGAGGAGAGAGGAGAGAGGGAGAGGGUCGAGGAGAGGGGGACUCACAGAGAUCAAAUGGAGGAGAGCAGGUGGCAGGGCAAGGCGAGGCCAAGGAGACUGCAGAAGGAGAGACAAAAGAGCCCAUGACAAAGGGCAAUGGCGUGGGGUCGAAUGCACCGGUGCUGGAGCGGCCAGGUGUAGUAGGGCGGACAGGAGCAGGGGCAGCAGGGCGAACAGGGGCGGCAGGGCGAAUAGGGGCAGCAGGGCGAGCUGGGGAGGCAGGGAGGGGAGGAGGUAGAGGAGCAGCAGGGCGGGCAGGCACAGGAGCAGGAGCAAGGGGGAGUCGCAGUGUGUCUCCGGCAGCCCGUCGCAGCAGAGUGGACGAGAGGGAGUUUGAGCUGGCCUUCUCACACCUGCAGGUGUCCUGGACCAAGGGGUAG